Solea solea (common sole) is the source of this 4008-nucleotide messenger RNA. It is a transcript of the gene hoxa3a, whose product is annotated as homeobox A3a. Gene Ontology annotation, biological process: regulation of transcription by RNA polymerase II. The record is from RefSeq and is a predicted model, not a curated record. Gene Ontology annotation, cellular component: nucleus. The transcript has 4 exons. Lineage: Eukaryota; Metazoa; Chordata; Actinopteri; Pleuronectiformes; Soleidae. Gene Ontology annotation, molecular function: RNA polymerase II cis-regulatory region sequence-specific DNA binding; DNA-binding transcription factor activity, RNA polymerase II-specific. Bases 1796 to 3046 code for a protein of 416 amino acids.
AGAUUUUUGUAGCAAUUGUAUUAAUUUAAUCAAAUGUAUUUUUUUUGUUUUUUAUUUCUAUGUUAGUGCGUGAACUUUGAUUUCAUUUUUUUUUUUUUACUUAUAUCUAAAGAAUAAUUUCACACAUCCAGUAUUUAGAGUUGCGUGCGUAAAACUGGGAUAGCGUGUCAGAACACUGGAUAAUCUGCUGCGCUAUACUUUGAAAAUGCUAAAAUGUAUCUCCAUCUGACUAGAAAUAAAUACAAUAUGUAGUAUUUUAUGGUACUUUCAGAGAGAACCAAUAUGUAAAUCAUUGCGCAAAGUUGUACAUGUACACUAGAUAUGUACGGUGGACAUGUUUCCACAUGGUCAGAGCAGUUUUAAAGGCCAAAUCAUUGUUUUUUAUUUAGAAUUUCAUUGCUUAAAUAUCUGAAAUUCUAAUCCAUACACGUGUGCACUGGAUGUCUUUGUGCGUUGUCUUGCAUUUAAACCUCGAGUUUUGGAAAUCUCUGAGCCUUUAGGUGUUGUCUCCAAAUGUUACAUGCUUUGUUUCUAUGAGGAGAAUUUGACCAAACCCAAAUCGGCAAAUGUAUCCGGCCACACAUAUUGUUCUUACUGACCAUUAUAGGGAGAUUUCAGCCAACCCUAAUGCACCAGAGUGUGAGUGUUGGUCACUACCUGCUACAUCCAAACAAUGGAGAGUUCAACCAGGGGACACGGCCAGUUCUGGCCAAUCACCGUCUCGGAGCACUUCUUCUAACCCCUGACCUCUCGACACUCACAAUGUUCAGACCAUACAUCAGUGCUGAGACCUCAGCCAGUUUUUUUCCCCCUUUCUUAUUUCAGAUUUAGACAGAGACAGCGCGAAAACAAAAAACGGUGUUCUAGGUGUGAUGUCGAGCCAUGAAUUCUCCCAAAAUUAUUCUUAGAGACAGCUCCUCUGCAAUUCAUCACAGAGACACCAGCGUUAAGGUCUCACACUGAGCGCCGAUAUGAUCAGAAACAAACUGAUAUGCUGAGGGCGUAUAACCUGGUGUGAUUUUUUUAAAAUUAUACUUUGGCAAAAUGUCUCCUCAAUAACAAUGGUAGUGACUGUAUAUAGUGUAGUAACUAAAGCAACUGGUAAUUAAAUUAUUAGUCAAUUAAUUUAAAAGUGAAAUUCAAAUUAAAUCUGCGCAUUAAAUUGCAUUUUGUAGAUUGUUUUUUUUUCACGUUUACUAUUUCCUAACUGCACGUCUGCAUACAUACACGACGUUAAAACAUUUGCAAAAAUGUCUUUGCGUGCGUCUGCAAAGGCUCCUCGGCUCAGCCAGCACGUGCAGCACAGGCUGCAGACAUGGAGGCUGUGCAGAAGAUGGCGUUGAAGCUGAUUGGCACCGCAGACGCCGACAAAUCCAACUUCAAAUUACAGAUUUCAAGUCAUUUGAUUCGAGAAUAGAGGUCACUUUCAAUGCACUGAAAUUUUAAUUCGCCUGUCCACGUGACUUGUUGAAUAAUGAAUACCCCCGGGGGGUCAGAAAUAGAUGUGAAAAUCUGCCUUAUUUUCCAUUUUGGAGUGAUCUUCCGCAGGGUGCGAGUCAGAUCUCUUCUCCCCUGACACAGCUCGCUCCGUCUGCUGCACACAGACCGCCAUGACUUAAAUCCAGCCAACUAAAUUCAGGCCAUCGCAAGGUCCCCGAGACAUCCUGAACUGCCUUCGGUUCACCCGAGGAGGCCAUUGGCGGAGAGGCGUCACGUGACCACGGGGUGCCAAUGUUAUUCUACAAGGGUGUCAAGACCCUGUCAGUUUCUGAAAUAAAUAUUGGGAAACGGCGAGAUGCAAAAGGCAACCUACUACGACAGCUCCGCAAUUUACAGUGGCUACCCAUAUCAAAGCGCAAAUGGCUUCAGUUAUGAUGCCAAUCAGGUCCAAUAUCCCCGGGCCUCUCAUGUGGAAAGUGAGUACCAUCGACCUGCCUGCUCCCUGCAGUCUCCUGACGGCACCGUGGCUUUGCAGAAGCCGGGGGAGAUGGCGGAGGGCUGCGACAGGACCACAUCCAUUCAGGUGGCGCAGUCCCAGGUUCAUCCCGAAAGCAAUCAACCGCAGGUGCCGGUGUCAGGUCCACCCCCUCCCUCGCAAUCCCCGGGUGCUAUCAGCCAAAGCGCAAGCAACGGGUCCAACCAGCCCAGUGCCAAGAACGAUUCCCCGACCUCUAACGCUCGCAGCAAACACAUCUUCCCCUGGAUGAAGGAGUCUCGUCAGAACACCAAGCAGAAACCCACCAGUAGCGCCAGUUCAGUGGAGAGUUGCCCCGGAGACAAGAGUCCUCCAGGGUCAGCAGCAUCGAAGAGGGCCAGGACAGCCUACACCAGCGCCCAGCUCGUGGAGCUGGAGAAGGAGUUCCACUUCAACCGGUACCUCUGCAGACCCCGGAGAGUGGAGAUGGCUAACCUGCUCAACCUUACCGAGAGACAAAUUAAAAUCUGGUUCCAGAACCGCAGGAUGAAGUACAAGAAGGAUCAGAAGGGCGUCGGAAUGAUGCCUUCCCCCGGCGGACAGUCCCCGCGGAGCCCCGUGGGCCCUGCCUCCAGUGGCGGUGCGGGAGGAUACCUCAACUCUAUGCAUUCUCUUGUAAACAGUGUACCUUAUGAAUCCCAGUCGCCGACGUCUUACAAUAAACCACAUCAAAAUGCAUACGGUAUGGCUACGUCAUAUCCCCCGCCUUUGAACAGCUCCCUCAACAACUGCCCGCCCUCCCAGAAGAGGUAUUCCGUGACCGACUCGGCCACGCCCGAGUAUGACGCGCAUCCUCUCCAAGGCAAUGGCAACUACGGGACGCACAUGCAGGGCAGCCCCGUUUAUGUCGGCGGAGGUUACAUCGAGUCUAUGCCCAAUUCCGGGGCCUCUGUUUUCGGUCUGACCCAUCUCCCGCACCCGCCGUCCACAAACAUGGACUACAAUGGAGCAAUCACAAUGGGCAACAGUCAGCAUCACGGAGUGUGUGAUCCGACACCGACGUACACAGACCUAACGCCGCACUACUCUCAGGGAAGAAUCCAGGAAGCGCCCAAACUGACGCAUCUGUAGCGGUGGCGCUGUACUCGGAUCACUCCGCCCAUUGUCUUACCCACCUACACAUCACUGCUUUGUUUCUGCGCCUCUUCACGGCUUCCACCUUCUCUGCCUUUGUUUAUGUUUUCUAUAGUUUGAUGUGUGAAGUAGCGUAGGCUAAAUAAUCACGACUUGCUCGGAUUUUUUCUCUAUUUGCUUGUGUCAUUGUCUCACAAAGACCUUUAUCUGGGCUGUAGGACUGUAGAGCGGGAGGGAGGGGGGGCACAGUAUAUGCAUAGGUCUAUUUAAUCUUUUUUUUUAAUCUUGUUUUAAAGCUGAAACUCAAACAGGGUAUUAUGAACGUUAUGUUAUUCAUUUUAAUGUGAAUUUGUCCGUAUUUUAUUUAUCCGCAGUUGAAGAAUUGUGUUUUGCAUUUUGUUGCACUUGUGAAAGAAUCCUCCAAGAGCCACCAGCUUGGUAUUUGAGGGAAAUGCAUUUUCAGAAAAAAAGAAACAGGGGUCAUGAGUUUAAAUGCAGCUUCCCUUGCUUGUGUUUUGUUUUAUUGGACUUUCUAAUGUUAUUUAUUUUUUUGUUUGGUGUAAAGAUAAGAGUCCUUUAGUAUUAUUUGACACCCUGCGAUCUUUUUUGUGGGGAGAAGGUUGAUGGAUAUUCGCGUCUCGGCCCUUUUGUACCCCAUAUUCAUGUAGCCUGCAGCAGCAGCAGCAGCAGCAGCAGCACACCGUGUUUGCCAUUUAAGCCAAUGUUUCUAUGUUUUCUUCCUCUUCUUCUUCUUCUUCUUCUUCUUCGAGGAGGUAUUCUGUUUUCCCAGCCAAUGUAAAAUCAAUCAGCCAUGCAAUAAGAGUGGAAAGAGGGACAUACAUUAGCAGUUUCUUUAUUGAAGAAAAAAAACAACCCGGGACAGAUCAUCAUUUUUUUUCGAUGUCAUACAUUCCAUGCUGCUCCAGUUCGAAGAGAUGAAUAAAAGAAUUGAAAUAUAA